Phragmites australis (common reed) is the source of this 1431-nucleotide messenger RNA. Its product is annotated as transcription initiation factor TFIID subunit 15-like. The coding region runs from base 116 to 1279 and encodes 387 amino acids. The record is from RefSeq and is a predicted model, not a curated record. The transcript is spliced from 8 exons. NCBI's taxonomy places the organism in Eukaryota, Viridiplantae, Streptophyta, Magnoliopsida, Poales, Poaceae. Gene Ontology annotation, molecular function: RNA binding.
CAGUAAAAUCCCUCCCAACCCCCAUCACUAAUCGUACCAGCCUAGGGUUUGCUCUCCUCGCCGGCUUGCCCCCACGACACCGUCGCCCUCCUCCACGACGACGAGUUUGUUACAGAUGGCUGGAUAUAUGUCAAGAGGGCCACCAAAUGGUUCUGUUUACGUGUGCAAUCUACCUCCUGGAACUGAUGAGACUAUGUUGGCUGAAUAUUUUGGCACCAUAGGGUUGCUAAAGAAGGACAAAAGGACUGGGCGCCCAAAAAUUUGGAUAUACAGGGACAAAGUUACCAAUGAGCCAAAGGGCGAUGCAACAGUCACCUAUGAGGAUCCACAUGCUGCUUCAGCUGCUGUGGAAUGGUUCAAUAACAAGGAUUUCCAUGGAAGCACUAUUCAGGUUCACAUAGCUGAGUCAAAAAGCAAAGAUACAUUUGAUAACUCCACGAAUUUGAACAUUGUUGCUGACGUUGGUGGACAAGAUGAAUUGGAUAUUGGGGCAGGCAGAGGUAGAGGACAUGGUGAUGAUCCAGGAAAGGCUUGGCAGCAAGAUGGGGAUUGGAUGUGUCCAAAUACAAGUUGUGGCAAUGUAAAUUUUGCCUUCCGUGGUGUUUGUAAUCGCUGUGGAGCCGCUCGCCCUGCUGGUGUUGGUGGAGCUGGUGGUGGUGCUGGUGGUAGGGGUAGAGGCCGUGGUAGUGCUGACGCAAGAGGAAGCAGCCGUGCUGGUGCUGCUGCUGUUGGUGGUCCACCUGGAUUGUUUGGUCCAAAUGAUUGGCCAUGUCCAAUGUGUGGCAACAUAAACUGGGCUAAGCGGAGCAAAUGUAAUAUAUGUAACACCUCCAAGCCUGGUACCAAUGAAGGUGGUGUGAGGGGUGGCCGGGGUGGUGGGUAUAAAGAACUUGAUGAAGAAGAACUAGAGGAAGUUAAAAGGCGUCGGAAACAGGCUGAGGAUGAUGGGGAGAUCUAUGAUGAAUUUGGCAACCUCAAAAAGAAAUUCCGUGCCAAAGCACUGCAUACUGAGAUUGCACAGACUCUUCCUGGGUCUGGACGUGCUGGAUGGGAAGUUGAGCAACGUGUUUCCACUGAAAGAGAAAGCAGGGAGAGGAGCAGAGAUCGUGGCAGGGACGACUAUGACGAAAGGGAAAGCAGGAACAGAGAUAGAGGUGAUCAAGGAAGGGAGCGGCGCCGGAGCCGGAGCAGAGACCGCGUCAGGGAAAGGGGUAGGGAUAGGGGCAGAGACCAUGACUAUGAGAGAAGUCGGGAUCGAGACCGUGAUGACCACAGGUGAAGAGACAUGACAGCAUUUUCAGAUACUGGCCGCCAAUUUUCUUUUCCGUGGGACCCGUCAUAUUGUGUUAUCCUGGACCUGAUGUUGCUUUGAAUGAUUUGCCGCACUGGUACGCGUUAAUCUGAUAUAUAUUUUUUCCCAUACUAAUUAAA